Messenger RNA from Aedes albopictus (Asian tiger mosquito), 5571 nucleotides. It is a transcript of the gene lqf, whose product is annotated as epsin-1. Gene Ontology annotation, biological process: endocytosis. The record is from RefSeq and is a predicted model, not a curated record. Gene Ontology annotation, cellular component: endosome; plasma membrane; clathrin vesicle coat. Lineage: Eukaryota; Metazoa; Arthropoda; Insecta; Diptera; Culicidae. The transcript is spliced from 14 exons. Gene Ontology annotation, molecular function: phospholipid binding; clathrin binding. The coding region runs from base 1283 to 3580 and encodes 765 amino acids.
GAGCUGGCUGUCCUCCCGUCCGCACCGUGCACGGUGCUCCGUUGUAAAACCAAAUACUAUACCAUCAUAUACAUACUGAGGGACUGACUGACUGACUGUGUGGUCGACAGACCGAGAGUACCAGUGUAAUUGUGGCGACGGCGGUGAUGACGACUACGUAAAAAAUACUGAUCCCACCAGUCGUCAGUCACAGGGCAAUAUUGGAAAACAAAUUGAGGAAGUGACAUUACAUCGAAGGGAAGUUACGAAGUUUCUAAAAAAGCAUUGAAUUUCCUUAUUGUUCACCAUCACCACCAGCACGCAGAGCAUGUCUUGAAUUGAAGAAGCAAAAUAGUGAAAUCAAAAUCCCGUUGUGAAGUGUUCUAAAUUUUGCGUUCGGAAUACGUAAGUGGGAUAUCGACGAGGAAAGAGUGAAGUGAAAUAGAAACGCAGUGAAAAGCAAAAAAAAAGCAAGUCUGAAACAGUUGCAGCACCAGUCGAAGCAAUUGUGUAUACAUCGUAAAAAUUGCGAGCAAUCUUCUUCUCGAGCAACAACACACGCGCAAUAUCUGCAUAAAUCCAUCGGCCACAGUCAAUCAACCAUCAUCCAUCGGAUAGAGAGAGAGAGAGCAGUACUGAAAGUAAGCAACCCCAAAAACAGCAACAGCAAAACUGAGAAGAAGAAGGAGAAGAAAAGCGGUUUUCAUUUCCUUGGAGGUCAAGAAUUUUGCGUUGCUCCCGCCCACCUUUCAAUCAGUACAAUAUAUAGAAAACAUUGCUUUGUUUUUUCGAGGAAUUUGCCUCUGCCGGGAAUAAGCAAGAUACUACUCUACAUUCCUUUUUACUUCUCGGUUUUCUCUCUUGUGCCACGCGCAAUGCUUUACCUCUGAGUGCUGAUCUCUAAUUUUAGUCAACUGCUCGCUUCAGGCCAUAACUAGUGUGCCGAAAACAGUUGAGGAUUCAGGUGCGAAUUCUUUUCUGUUUUGAUAGAUUAUCCCCCGUUAUGUUCCAGUGUGCUGCAGUGUGAUCAUGUGUGAGUGUUGUUGUAGUUAAUUCGAAGAAGAAGACAAAAUUGUUGUGAGACAAAAACGAAACGUUCCUGAACCCGCAACUAACCCAAAAUCUAAUCAGAAAAUUUAUGAGUGUAUCGUGUUUGUUGUGCAUUCAACAUUAUCAACUGCAACACUAGUAUCAUCCACGCCAGCAAGAGCAGCAUCAAUAAUCACUAGAGAGCUACUCAUCACAUUUGCGCCACCCUCCGAACAGUAGAAGAUCUUAUAGGCAGCACAAUCAUUCCUUCACGAUGAAACGAAACGACACGCAAAUGAAUGUCGCUGGCAUACGGCGAAACAUCAAAAAUCUUGCACACAACUAUUCUGAUGCUCAGGUCAAAGUGCGGGAGGCGACCUCCAACGACCCAUGGGGUCCCUCAUCGACCAUCAUGGCAGAAAUUGCCGAUUUGACGUACAACGUGGUAGCCUUCUCGGAGAUUAUGCAAAUGAUUUGGAAGCGAACCAACGACCAUGGCAAAAAUUGGCGCCACGUGUACAAGGCCCUGCUGCUGCUGGAGUAUCUCAUCAAAACGGGCACCGAGAAGGUGGCCCAACAGUGCAAGGAAAACAUCUACGCAAUCCAGACGCUAAAGGAUUUCCAAUAUGUGGAAGAGGGCAAGGACCAGGGCAUGCACGUUCGGGAAAAGGCCAAACAGUUGGUGUCGCUGCUGAAGGAUGACGAACGGUUGAAAAACGAACGGGCGAGGGCGUUGAAGGCAAAGGAACGCUUUGCCCGGACGGCCAGCGGGUUCGGUUCGGAUGGGUCCAUUGACGGUCCCACCACCAGAGAUGCUCGCCCUCCAAAUUGGGGCGAAGGAGAACCAACCGGGCGGCCGGUGUCGGAAAUCGAAUUCGUCAGGCCUCAGACGGUGGGAGAGGAAGAACUGCAGCUACAGUUGGCGAUGGCCAUGUCACGCGAAGAAGCCGAACAGGAAGAACAAAAACGAAGAAGUGACGACGUACGGUUGCAGCUGGCACUGAGCCAGAGUGAGCAGGACUUUAAACAUGAUACAAAACCAGCCGAUAGUGCCCUGGUUGAUUUGCUGGACAUUUCAUUCGGGGCCGCCAGUAUUUCCAGUCCAUCACAGCAACCGGGUCCAUCGACUAGUACCGACCCAUGGGGACUACCAGUUGCCGGAGGAUCUAGACCACAGUCGUUGAACAUUCCGGAAGGGGCUUAUGCCGCGACUACAGACCCAUGGUCACGAACGUCCUCCCCUCCGGUUGUCGAUCCCUGGCUAAACAGUGCCUCAGCACUUCCUCCACCGACUGCGAGACCACCAGUAGUAGCAGCCGGUGUUGGCCUGGAUGCUUGGGCACCAGCGCGGACACAGUCGCCCUCGGUCACAUCAGGCUCAUCGGUGGAAGGUUGGCUCCAGAAUGGAACCGGUGCCGGUGCGACUGCCCCCGUUGCCGGAACCAAUGGAAAUGUCGAUCCGUGGCUGAAAACAUCUGCUCCCAGUGCGAGCGACGCGUGGCAGCCUAAACGAACUACACCAGUGCCUACGGCUGAUCCUUGGCAGCCUCCUAGUUCAAAUCCCGCCAAGCAAGAUCCUUGGGCACCAAUGGCAGAUGGAGCUUUUGCGUUACCAGCACAUCGACCAUCCCCAGUGGGAGCUAUUACCUCGCCAGCUUCGGACCUCGACGAGUUCGAUAUAAUUACCAAACGGAGCAAUAACAGCAAUGCAGUCAACAACAAUCUGAACAACAAUGGAUUGUCGCUACUGGACGACCUGGACCCGCUAUCGUCGAGUAACACCUCCAGUUCAGCCAGCAACUCGACACCCUCGGCAGCGGCGACGACAACGAAGAAAACACCUGCCUCGUUCCUCGGCGAAAACUCCUCGCUGGUUAACCUGGACAACCUCAUCAAACCGGUGACGACGGCACCGGGGGCAGGAGCGCCCGGAGCGCCAGCCUACAAUCCCUUCGGUGAUGCAGCACCCGUGCAGAAAAACCUGUUCCAGCAGAAUCAACCACAGGUUCCGUCCAUUAAUCAGCUGAAGCAGUCGCCUUUCCCAGUGACGCUCAAUCAAGAUCCUUGGGCACCAGUUAAUCCUACUGCUGCGGCGCAAUUCGCUGAGCAAAACUGUAGCACUGGAACGGGACAUGCUUCUAACAAUAUUUCCACGUAUGAACUAACCGAUUAUGUGAAUGUUGAUCAUGGUUUUGAUGCUAACAAUAACAACGGUCCUCUUCCCGAAAACUUCGAUUACGAUAAUAAUAAUCAUCCGGUCGAUGACAGUGUUGCCAUCGACGAUCGUGAUGCCAGAAUGUUCAAUCAUAAUUUCCUUCCGACUACAUACAUUGGCAAGCAACCCAGCAAUGCCAAUGCCCCUUUGGAAACCAUUACCGAUUCAAGACACCCUCCCCCUUCUCAUCCGCCUCCGGUAUACAACCAUUCAUCGGAAUUGAGCGACCUAUAUGAUUUCGGUUUCGCUAACGAUAGUCCUUGCGACUCUGACAGUUUUAAAACCAACCAUCAGAACAACAUCAAUAACAACGCCCCCUGGAUGAAUCCGCAGUCAUCGAAUCCAUUCCUAUCGUAAGAUCAAAGCCACCACUAUAGCAGAACCAUAGAGAACAACCAAUAGCAAUUUUACCAGAUCCGAAACAGAAAACACUGACAGGGAACAACAUGAAAGCGAAGUAACUGUGUGAAAGCACGACUGAACACAACGACAGAAAGAGAAUACCCAGGUUACUUAUUACGAUGCAAAAUGCAAAGGCGUAUAUCCGAACAAACAAAACUCUAACUCGUCUCCUCAAAAAAAAUAUCAAUGUUGAUCAGACAAUGUUUUAGUUUCCCAAACUGUAGAUAUAAUUGUAAAUCAAUAGUGACAAAAAUAAAGUGUCUGAUCCACCUCUUCUUUCUUCGCCCUUGAAUCCUACUAAAAAUGCUACCCACAACUAACGAACGUCACAGAAAGCCCUGCUUGCAACAAUGCCGAACUCUCAUAGGAAACAGCUAUAAAAACUAAUAGAACAGAAAACCGUGGAAAAUCAUAAAUGCCUUACUAAGUGUUAAAAUGAUCAUAAGAGAAAAAAAAAUAAAUAAAAACCCAAAUGACUGCUAAACUGAAACUAUUAAGCGGGCAAGAGCUCUAAAUAUGGUAAACAUUUUUGUAGCAAAUCGUGUAACAAAAGAGCUAACAAGCCCAGCUGUACGAAUAAGCAGUGUACGUGCGUACACGUGUGUAGACGCACUUCGAAUGUGGAAGAUAAAAAAAACCUUUUCUACGGCUUAUGUAUCAUAAAACUCAAUUUUGAACGUUUUUUCUAAAAAAAAAAUAAAACAAAAGAACCUUCUUUCGUAAAUGUGAUAAUUGUUACCACACGUACAUGCAGUUUAAAAAAAAUAAAAUAAAUAAAAAAUAACUGUGGUUUAAAAAAUAGUUUAAAGAGACUUUGAUUAAUUCGAGCCCUCUGUGCUGACUACUCUGCUUGGGAUUUAACUACAUAGGAGAGGAUGAGCAGCGCAUCAUUACUCUCAGGCACUGUCCUUAAUGUUACACUCAGCGGAGUAAAAAAUCUAAAUUCAUUGGUUUGGGUACAUACAUUUCGGCUGAGUGACUUUCCAAGUACCCGGAGGUCUUGAAGGUCGGAUAGCUUCAACUGAAAGUUGGUACUAUUUUUCUAUGAUGGUUCUCUAUUUCUACAUAGUUUCGAGUAAAUGUCACUCCAAGAUGAGACUUUUUGUGUUCGUUUCGUAGAUGGUUUCAAAUGAACAGGUUGCUUUAAAUCUGUGUGGGAUGGGUGAUCGAUCAGUGUAGUGAAUUUUGCGUUGUUUUGGAUCAAAGUAGGCUUCGCUUUUGUGCCUGGAAUGUUUCCACAGGGGAAAAAAAAGUAAACAAAGAAAUCAUUUCAGCUUUAGUUACAAACUACUGAAACCAAUAUCUACAUGAAAGUCGAUUUUAAUAAGAAUGCUACGAAUACCGGUUAUCAUUGAAAGUAUUUUGUCACAAAUAAACGAUAGAGAGAUCAUAUUUUCAGUUUACUUGUGUCGUAAGUGCAGGCUUUUCCCGUUACUAUUUAUUUAAAAAUAACAUAUUGAUUAUUAUUGUGGUAUAAAAAGCAUAGGAACAGCUUUUGAACGAAUCCUUAUACUUUAUGUUUACGAAGAACCUGCUAUACUCCUAGUGAUUUUUAGGUUUUUAACUUCUGUCUGGGCAACAGUAUCAAACUUUUGGAAUGGGAUACCUUUGAGUAUAAAUCGUUACACGCCGGCAGAUAGAAAGUUUUUUUUUCGCCAGCAUUACGUUCUUUUCCUUCAUUGGGAAAGAGCACUAGAUAGGUUUGCAAAUAUAGCAAAACUAAAGAGAUGAUCGAAAAGUAAUAUUUUGCUUACUAAAAUUGUCUAAUUCUAAGCACCAGGUAUACUUUUCAGUUCUGAUUGAACACUGACAACACCCGAACAAAAAAAAAAUGAGGUAAACUGGAAGAAUGUAUAAAAUUUGAAGAUUAUUUAGAACGGAAGAAUGAAAUUAUAUAUAUAUUUUAUAAAAUAAAUUGAACUGAUUUCAAUACAUGUCCAAUGACA